This is a messenger RNA of Trichomonas vaginalis G3, 872 nucleotides long. RefSeq lists its product as uncharacterized. The record is from RefSeq and is a predicted model, not a curated record. The annotation marks the transcript as partial. The transcript has a single exon. NCBI's taxonomy places the organism in Eukaryota, Parabasalia, Trichomonadida, Trichomonadidae.
AUGAAGAUGUUAGAUGCUUGGGAUAUCUUAUUGUCAAAGUUAGAAGAUUUUUCAGUUCGUGGUAUAAAGUUUUAUACACCUUCUCCAAACUUCUAUUCUAUCUUCACUGGAUAUAAAUAUGAACAAGUAGAAUGGAAAGAAAAUAUUAUAGAAGCUUGGUUAGACCAUGUCAAAGAAAUUAUAUGCAAUGGAAACGAAAAGGUUUAUGAGUAUAUCUUAUGUUGGUUUGCAAACAUCUUACAACAUCCAAGUGCUAAAAAUGAAACUGCUCUCAUUAUAAUUGGAAAACAAGGAACAGGUAAGAACACAUUCUUUACAGAUAUCUUAUGCAAACUAUUAGAGGGCUAUUCGAACCCGAAUAUGACAAACUUAGAAAACAUCUGUGGCAAGUUUAACUCCUCAAUAGAGAAUAUGAAACUUAUAGUUUGCAAUGAACUUCAAAGUAUAGAUACAACAAAAGUUUUGAACUCAGAUGCUUUGAAGAGUCUUAUAACAGACAAAGUUGGAGUUGUUGAAAGAAAGUAUAAAGACCAAAGAGUUUGUGAAAAUGUUGCAAACUUCAUUAUGGUUUCAAACAAUGUUGUUCCGAUGAAGUUAGAAAGUUCUGACAGAAGAUAUGUAGUUGUCAGAACGUCAGAUUCUCAUAUGCAAGAUACAGAAUAUUUUGACGACUUAGCAGAAACUUUGACAUCUGACUUUUACAACCACUUGUUCUCAUAUUUUAUGACAUUAGAUAUUUCAAAGUUCAAUCCAAGACAAAUUCCACAUACCGAAGAGAGACAAACAUUGUUAGAAGCAAACAAGAGUGUAUAUGAACUGUUCAUAGAUGAAACUGACUUUGAGUGUUUAGAUGAAAGGUCAUUGUACGAUUC